Molecule: messenger RNA, 5140 nt
Organism: Panthera uncia (snow leopard)
Lineage: Eukaryota; Metazoa; Chordata; Mammalia; Carnivora; Felidae
Product: phospholipid-transporting ATPase ABCA3-like
Exons: 29
Biological process (GO): lipid transport; transmembrane transport
Cellular component (GO): membrane; intracellular membrane-bounded organelle
Molecular function (GO): ATP binding; lipid carrier activity; ABC-type transporter activity
Source: RefSeq, a predicted model, not a curated record
CACAGGCAUUUGCAAUAUAGGAUACCUUCAUCUGGUAUCAAGGAUUAAAAUUAUUUGAAAUUGUGCAGUCCCUGCACAGACCCUGGCCAGUUUCUUUCACAUUCAUCCUUAUUUAUAAGAAUUGAAGAAUGGAUUUCUCAUGGGUUUACCAAUUUAUGGCUCUUCUGUGGAAGAAUUUUAUUUUAAAGAGGCGGCGAUUGGUGGCGUUAUUUGUGGAAUUCACCCUGACGUUACUAUUUGCUGGUACGCUUCUGUUAACACGCAAGAUUUUGACUAUAAAGAAGUAUGGGCCUUUCAAUUACUCUCUUCAGCCUAUUGAUAAGUUACCUGCAUUUCUUGGAAUGCCCAUGAUUUUUCCUGGUCCAUGGGAACUGGCUUUUAUGCCUUCCAAAAGUGUUGUGGUGAAGAGUAUUGUUGACCACGUGAAGAGGGAUUUACACUAUAAUUUCACAGUUUAAGGCUUUUCUUCAGAACGAGAUUUUGAAGAGUAUGUUAAACAAGAGAAUAACUCUAAAAAAGUGUUGGUUGCUAUUAUUUUUGACCAUGAAUUCCAAAAUAGUGAUGAUCCCCUACCACUUAAGGUAAAAUAUUAUCUGCGUUUUAGUAGUUUUCAGAGGAACAAGUAUGUGAGUUUUGUCCGAACAGAAGGCUGGGAAACAGGUGUUCUCUUUCCAACUUUUCCUUCUUUGGGACCCAGAAGUGAACGUAGUUCCCAUGGGGGGAGUCCUGGGUACAUCACUGAAGGGUUCCUGGCUAUGCAGCAUGCCGUGGAUAUUGCCAUCAUGAAAUACUAUAAUCACAAGGCUACACAAAAGCUAUUCCGAGAAGUCACUGUAUUUGUUCAGAGAUUUCCAUAUCCAGCAUAUUCUCAUGAUUACUUCUAUACCUUUUUUGGUAUUUUCAUCCCUUUAGUAAUCUUAUUUAUCUUCUCUAUGAAUCAUCUUACCCUCAUUCAGGCUAUUGUGUGGGAAAAGGAAAACCGAUUGAAGGAGUACCUGCUCAUGAUAGGACUCAGUAAUUGGAUGCUCUGGGCUGCCUAUUUCUUCACAUUCCUCUCUUUGUAUUCAGUUAUCAUCCUUUUGAUGUGCAUUAUUUUCUUUGCCAAGGCAAAACCUGUGCCAGUUAUCCAAUACAGUGACCCAUCUCUUGUCUUCGUCUUUUUGCUAUGUUUUGCCAUCGCCACAAUGUUCUUCAGCUUUAUGGUUAGCACAUUCUUCAAUAAAGUACAUUUUGCUGUUUCUGUUGGAGGUUUCAUUUAUCUCGUUACCUACUUUCCAGUUGUUACUGUCUCUAUAAACUUUGCAGAAAUGACAUUCACCCAGAAGCUGGCUUCCUGUCUCAGCUCAAAUAUCGCAAUGGGGCUGGGAACUAAAUUCCUAGUCAAGGCAGAAAUGGAGAAAAUUGGAAUUAAAUGGAGCAACAUCUUCUCACCACCCAAAAUGGAGAACUUUGGCUUUGCCCACAUACUGGGAAUGUUUUUAUUUGAUGCUUUCUUAUAUGGCCUUGUGGCCUGGUAUAUAGAAGCUGUCUUUCCAGGGGAGUAUGGUGUGCCCAAGCCAUGGAACUUUUUCUUGCUGCGCUCUUACUGGUUUGGGGAAGCACCUAAGGGAAAAAAGGAAAGAAGGCAAUUUUAUGAGACAAAUGAAAGCAAGUAUUUUGAAGCAGAACCUACUAAUUUGGUGGCAGGUAUCCAAAUCAAACAUUUGUGCAAGGAAUUCCGAGUGCAAAAUACUACCAAAAUAGCUGUAAAAGACUUGUCUUGGAAUUUAUAUAUGGGGCAGAUUACUGUUCUUCUAGGACACAAUGGAGCAGGAAAAUCCACUAUUCUGUCUAUUCUCUCAGGUAGGUCUCUUCAGAGUGUCAUAGACACUGUAGAUCAAACUUACAAGACUUUUGUGUAUCCUUUUGAUGUUUACAAUUUAGUCAGUUCAAUGAUACAUAAAAUUAAUGCCUUAUAUUCUACCUCACCCAAACCAUGGAAAGCCAAGUGUGGUCUCACAAGAAUAUUGGAAAUACAAAAUUGUUUUAUUCAUUCUUCUAAAUGGAUUUUCUCAGGUGUGGGAUACCACAUGGUCAUGGUGAAGGAGACUCACUGCAAUGUUGAAGAAAUCUUAAAAUUUAUUCAGUAUCAUAUACCAGAAGCCACUUUGGAGAAGAAUGUUAAUAAUGAAAUAUCUUUUCUUCUACCCAAAGAGUAUACACACAGCUUUGAAGCUCUGUUUACUGAUCUGGAAAAGAGACGGUAUGAGUUAGGCAUUGCUAGCUUUGGUGCCUCUGUUACUACCAUGGAAGAAGUAUUUUUUAGAGUCAAUAAUAUGGAAGAUUCACAAGUAGAUAUCCCAGCUACCCAAACUCCACCUCCCUCUGUGAUGAGUGAAGUCUCAGUUAAGAACCAGAAUAGGGAUAUGUCAAGCAAUGAGAGAGCACAGUGUUCCACCAUGAACGAAAGUCCUGCUAUUAUGUUUAAUACUGGGUAUUCCCUCUACCACCAGCAGUUCUGUGCCAUGUUCAUAAAGAGGGUGCUGUUCAGUUGGAGGAAUUGGAGAUUGAUUUUGCUACAGAUGCUGGCACUUCUAGGUUCCUUUACUUUUCUCUCAAAGGCUGAAAAUUUUUCACAUAAUAAUGAUGAAAAGGCCAGACAAAUGGAUUUGAAUCAAUAUGGUCAAACAAUAGUGCCUUUAUCUAUUUCUGGGAAUUCUAAUUUGACCCUGAUUUUCCUAAAACACCUUAGGAGUAUGCUAGAGUCUGACAAACACACACUUAAGGAAGUGCAAGGUGACCUACUGAAAUACUUAAUGGAAAAUGAAGAUUGUAUUCACUUAUGCAUUGUUGCAUUUUCCAUUGAGGUGAAGACAAAUAAAAUAAUACUUACUGGUCUUUUCAACAAUCAAGCAUAUCAUUCACCAUCUCUGACCCUGUCGAUAUUAGACAACAUUCUUCUCAUGACCAUUGCUGGCUCUAAUGCUUCUUUAAUAGUCUCCAAUAAGCCUCAGCCAUACCUUAGGCAUAAAAAACAAAGUGCAACAUUGUCAAAUGGACUCCAUGUGGCCUUAAAUAUACAUUUUGGCAUGGCUCUUUUGAUCAGUGGCUUUUGUCUCCUGACAGUGACCGAACAAAUCACUAAGGCAAAGCACAUCCAAUUUUUGAGUGGGGUUUAUGUCCCUGUGUACUGGCUUUCUGCUCUACUGUGGGAUUUCAUCAUCUUCUUUAUUACCUGCUGCUUACUACUAGGAGCAUUCAAAUUCUGCCAAUUGGAUAUUUACAUCACAGACUACCAUUUUCUGGACACAAUGCUGAUCUUCAUGCUAUAUGGCUGGUCUGUCAUUCCCCUCAUGUACCUGCUGAGCUUUCUGUUUACUAAAAGUACUUCUGCCUACAUCAAACUUGUCCUAUUCAACUACCUUUCAGGCAUUUUCAGUGUCCUCAUAGAUGCCACUCUUCAGUUCGAAGUUCAACAUAAGAUGUCAAAAGCCACCAGAGCCUUCAUACUUAAUUCAUUACUGUUCUUUCCUAAUUACAACCUUGCGAAGUGUAUCGAUGACUAUUUUACUUUCUACCAGAUAAAGAAAUGGUGCUCUGGAAACAAACCUCCUGUCUACAUAAAUUGUAGUAAAGAAAAUACUGCAAAGAAUGUUUAUUCUUUGGAAGAGAAAAUGAUUGGAAAGUACAUGAUUGUAAUGAGUAUCACAGGCUUUAUUUGCCUUCUCUUGCUUUUCUUUUUGGACACUACUUUGUGGAAGCUAAGAACAUUUCUCAGUCAAUAUGUUUACUUUGGUAUCUAUAAGACAUUCAGGAAGGAAAAAGUGUCCAAGGAACUAUCUGGAGAAUCCGAUGAUGAAGAUGUACAAAAUGAAAGACAGAGAAUCCUGGGGCAGCCUAGGGAGUUGCUGAAUUCUGCAGUACUUAUUAAGGAACUCACAAAGAUAUAUUUUAAGUAUCCAGUCAUUCUGGCUGUGAAAAAUAUCUCUGUUACAAUCCAAAAGGGAGAGUGCUUUGGAUUGCUUGGAUUCAAUGGAGCUGGAAAAACUACUACCUUCAAAAUUUUGACUGGAGAGGAGACUGUUACCUCUGGGGAUGUGUUCCUUGAGCAAUUUAGCAUCACUAAAAGGCUCCAAAAAGUGAAAUCGAGAGUUGGCUAUUGUCCUCAGUCUGAAGCAUUGCUGGAAUACAUGACUGGUCAGGAAAUAAUGAUCAUGUAUGCCAGGUUAUGGGGAAUCUCUGAGCCCCAGAUUCAGCCGUAUGUGAAUAGAUGGUUGAGUUCAAUGCAACUGGAACUCCAUGCUGACAAGCUUAUCAUAACCUACAGUGGAGGAACCAAACGUAGGCUGAGUACUGCUAUUGCCCUAAUGGGAAAUACCUCAGUCAUUUUGCUAGAUGAGCCAUCAACUGGCAUGGACCCUGGAGCCCGACGCCUGCUCUGGGAUGCUGUGACAUGGACACGUGAAAGUGGCAAAGCCAUCAUUAUAACUUCCCAUAGAAUGGAGGAAUGUGACGCCUUCUGUACCAGGCUGGCCAUCAUGGUGGAGGGAAAGUUCAUGUGCCUGGGUAGCCCUCAGCACCUCAAAAGCAAGUUUGGCAACAUUUACGUCCUGAAGAUCAAGGUCAAGAUUGAUGCACAGGAGGAUAAACUGAAUGAUUUAAAAUUUUUCAUCACAAUGACAUUCCCAGGUAGUGUAUUAAAGCAUGAGAAUCAAGGGAUCCUAAACUACUACAUUCCCAGCAAGGACAACAGCUGGGGAAAGGUGUUUGGUAUUUUGGAGGAAGCUAAAGAGAAAUUCAAUUUAGAAGACUACUCCAUCAGUCAGAUAACACUGGAACAAGUCUUCCUGAUCUUUGCUAACCCAGAGAACACAGAAGGUGAUUAUCAAGAAAAGAAGAAAAGAAGAAGAAAUGAAGUAAAGAAUGAUAUACAGAGCUCUUCCUCAGAUUCUUGUUUGGCCACAUGGAGUCCCCCAUAAGCCAUGUGAGAAAUCUAGUAACUCUCAAGAUUCAUGGGCAGAUGAGCAGACAAGAGAUGAUUAUUGUCCAGUUGCAAGAUAGAAAGAAUCCAUGAAGCUGCUCUACUUUAGGAUGGUUUGUUCAAGGUUUAUAUAUUCUUAGUUGGAUAGUUGUGAGUAAUAAAAUUAUACCCAAAAGCUAA